Messenger RNA from Mus caroli (Ryukyu mouse), 2331 nucleotides. It is a transcript of the gene Emb, whose product is annotated as embigin. Gene Ontology annotation, molecular function: cell-cell adhesion mediator activity. Gene Ontology annotation, biological process: axon guidance; homophilic cell-cell adhesion; dendrite self-avoidance. Lineage: Eukaryota; Metazoa; Chordata; Mammalia; Rodentia; Muridae. Gene Ontology annotation, cellular component: axon; plasma membrane. The record is from RefSeq and is a predicted model, not a curated record.
GGCGCCGAGGUUGCACAGCACAUCCGGGCGCGCCGGUAGCGGGCUGCGUGCGGGCUGCAUAAUUGAUGGAAGGCCGGCGCAAUUGCGCUGGGAGCGUCUCGGGGGUGGAGGCCAGGGCGGCCGGGCCCCUCCCACUCGGUUUAUUUUCGAGUGUCCUGUCCCCAGGACUGGCAGUGGGCUCCCAGUUACCAGCAAGUGUACACAGGGACCAACGGAGACGGAUCGCAGCAAGCUGAGGGUGCCUUAGCGACCUCCUGGACAGACCCGCCCGCGCCAUGCGCUCGCACACUGGCCUGAGGGCGCUUGUGGCGCCUGGUUACCCGCUCCUCCUUCUAUGUCUUCUGGCGGCGACGCGCCCUGAUCGGGCUGAGGGCGAUCCCACAGAUCCAACUUUUACAAGUCUACCUGUUCGAGAAGAAAUGAUGGCGAAAUACUCAAACCUUUCCUUAAAGAGCUGUAAUAUCUCAGUGACGGAAAAGUCCAAUGUAUCAGUAGAAGAGAACGUAAUUUUGGAAAAGCCUUCUCGUGUGGAACUCAAAUGCAUGUACACAGCAACUAAGGAUUUGAACUCGAUGAACGUGACUUGGAAGAAAGAUGAUGACCUCCUUGAGACUACGGAUGACUUCAAUACAACUAAAGUGGGCAACACCUUAACCAGUCAGUACAGGUUCAUCGUUUUUAAUAGCAAACAACUGGGAAAAUAUUCUUGUGUCUUUGGAGAAAAGGAACUAAGAGGGACCUUUAACAUCAACGUACCCAAAGCUCAUGGGAAAAAAAAGCCGUUGAUCGCUUACGUGGGGGAUUCUACUGUGCUGAAGUGUUCAUGUCAAGAUUGUCUUCCUUUAAAUUGGACUUGGUACAUGGGUAAUGAAACUGCACAGGUUCCCAUUGACGCUCACGUGAAUGAAAAGUACAUUAUCAAUGGUUCCCAUGCCAAUGAAACAAGGCUCAAGAUUAAGCAUCUUUUGGAGGAAGAUGGAGGGUCCUACUGGUGUCGUGCCACCUUCCCGUUAGGGGAGAGUGAGGAACAGAAUGAGCUGGUUGUGCUGAGCUUCCUGGUGCCCCUCAAGCCAUUUCUGGCCAUACUUGCCGAAGUCAUCCUCUUGGUGGCCAUCAUUCUGCUUUGUGAAGUGUACACACACAAGAAAAAGAAUGACCCAGAUGCUGGGAAAGAAUUUGAACAAAUUGAACAGCUGAAAUCAGAUGAUAGCAAUGGCAUAGAAAACAAUGUCCCCCGGUACAGAAAAACUGACUCUGCAGAUCAGUGAACACAGAAAGAGCACCGCGCCCUGGGAAGAAGGACAGCGUUGGAGUUUGUACUUCAGCUUCCUUAUUUUAGAUUUUUAAAAGACAAAGAUGCCCUCAACGUGCACAGAAGUAGCUUUAUGAACAAUAUAGUCCAUCUCCUACCUAAAGAUGUACUUUUAUUUUGUAAUUGCUUUUCAUUAAAGCAAGGUCAAUUGUUUCAGCUGUGUUCUGUGAGCUGUAACCUAGAUAAUAAACUCCCCUCUGUGGGCGAUCAGGGGUACAGGGUUGACACCAGCAAAAUCACUUAAUAAUCCACAAAUAAAUAUCGCUGAAGAUCUGUUUAUUACCAAAGAAUUUAUUAAAGAGGAAGCGUUUGCCAGUUGUCUUUAAAGUGUUUGCCUCCACCAGACAUCUUACCUAUAGAAGUAUUUAUCACAGUUUUCAUGUGAAGUGUAUCCAGUGUUGAGUGUGAUUUCUCUAGGAAAUGGAAAGUAUGCUUUCAAUAUCGGUGGCUACACUGCAGUCUAGACACUAAGAUAAACUUGUGCUAUAUAAAUAAUGGUGCAAAGUAAGGGAGUUCAAAUGCUUGUGCCAUGGCCACUACAUUGCCAGAGCUUCUCAUCUUCAUUGCACUCAUUUCUGCUCUUUCUCUCCCAAGCCGAAGAGCUUCCCAGCCUUAAGUAGGACAUUUUCCUUGUUCUUUGCCAUUGGGGUUUGGACUUCAAUAGUGUCCAGAGGGCAGAUCCACGUGGUCACAGUACAACACCGCUCGCUACCUGCAUGCCUUUGUGGCUCAUGGUUUCUGGGUGCCUUUACGUGCCAUCUCUUUCCUGGUACCAUACCUGGCUAAGUGUGUAAAAAUGCAUUAUUAGUGUUUUACAAUAAUAAUUCCUUUGGCUAACAUAUAGGAGUACUAGUGCACUAUUUUUAUGUUGCUGCGAAUGCCUUAGACUUAACUUUAAAACCGUAUCUGAGAUACUUUAUGACCUCAGUAGAACCAAAUCACUUCAGCAUUUUAAUGGACAUGGAAACUUGUCAAUGGCUUUAAAUGAAAUAAAAUGUGCCUUGGAUGGUUGGAUUAAA